Messenger RNA from Propithecus coquereli (Coquerel's sifaka), 2891 nucleotides. It is a transcript of the gene DRC7, whose product is annotated as dynein regulatory complex subunit 7. NCBI's taxonomy places the organism in Eukaryota, Metazoa, Chordata, Mammalia, Primates, Indriidae. Gene Ontology annotation, cellular component: motile cilium. Gene Ontology annotation, biological process: flagellated sperm motility. The record is from RefSeq and is a predicted model, not a curated record. The transcript has 18 exons. The coding region runs from base 78 to 2696 and encodes 872 amino acids.
CAUGGAGAUGGCUAACAGAUAGGACAGGCUGUCCUCGGAGGGAGACGCUAGGGCUCCCGACAGCCGGAGCCGCCGGCAUGGAAGUCUUGAGGGAGAAAGUGGAGGAGGAGGAGGAGGCCGAGCGCGAGGAGGCGGCUGAGCGGGCGGAGCGGGCUGAGAAAACGAUGCGGCCGGUCGAGGUGCGGACGGAGGAAGCCCCCCUGACCCCGGAGAUGCUCAGAGACCUGGAGAAGAAGCUUUCGGAGAUCGAGACCCCGGCCUCAGAGGAGCCCCCGGUCAUUACCAAGGACACCAUCGACAUCUCUAGCCUGCCCCUUUCCUACAAAACCAACACACCCAAGGAGGAACACCUGCUGCAGGUGGCAGACGACUUCUCCCGCCAGUACAGCCACCUGUGCCCGGACCGCGUGCCCCUCUUCUUGUACCCCCUGAACGAGUGUGAAGUACCUAAGUUCGUGAGCACGACCAUCCGGCCCACCCUCCUGCCCUACCCCGACCUCUACAACUGGGAUGGCUGCGCCCAGUUCGUCUCCGACUUCCUCACCAUGGUGCCCCUGCCAAACCCCCUCAGGCCGCCCUCGUCCCUGUACUCCUCGACCACGGUGCUCAAGUACCAGAAGGGCAACUGCUUCGACUUCAGCACGCUGCUCUGCUCCCUGCUCAUCGGCUCCGGCUACGACGCCUACUGCGUCAAUGGCUACGGCUUGCGGGACCUGUGCCACAUGGACCAGACACGGGAGGUGUGCCCGCUCACCGUGAAGCCGAAGGAGCUGGUCAAGAGGCGGGAGAGGGCACUGUCUAAGAAGUACACCGUCAAGCCCCCCAGGGACCUGAGCAGCAAGUUUGAGCAGGAGCAGGAGAUCAAGAAGCAGCGGGAGAUCCGAGCCCAGGAGCAGAAGCGGCUGCGGGAGGAGGAGGAGCGCCUCUUGGAGGCAGAGAAGGCAAAGCCUGACCCCCUGCACGGCCUGCGGGUGCACUCCUGGGUCCUCGUGCUGUCGGGCAAGCGCGAAGUGCCCGAGACCUUCUUCAUCGACCCGCUCACAGCGCGCAGCUACAGCACCCAGGACGACCGCUUCCUGGGCAUCGAGAGCAUCUGGAACCACAAGAACUACUGGAUCAACAUGCAGGACUGCUGGAACUGCUGCAAGGACUUGGUCUUUGACCUGGGCGACCCCGUGAGGUGGGAGUUCAUGCUCUUGGGGACUGAUAAGCCUAAACUGUCCUUGACCGAGGAAGAUGACAACGGGAUGAACGAUGAGGAUGACGUGGAAAAUCUGGGCAAGGAGGAUGAGGACAAGAGCUUCGACGUGCCACACUCGUGGGUGGAGCAGAUCGAGAUCUCCCCAGAAGCGUUCGAGACCCGCUGCCCGAAUGGGAAGAAGGUGAUACAGUACAAGAGGGCGAAGCUGGAGAAGUGGGCCCCGUACCUCAACAGCAACGGCCUGGUGUGCCGCCUCACCACCUACGAGGACCUGGAGUGGACCGAGACCUUGGAGGUGAAGGAGUGGUACCAGAACCGGGAAGACAGGCUGGAGCUGAAACACAUAAACAAGACCACAGGCCUGAACAUCGACUACUUCAAGCCAGGCCACCCCCAAGCUCUGCGUGUGCACUCAUACAAGUCCAUGCAACCUGAGAUGGACCGCGUCAUGGAGUUUUACGAAACGACCCGUGUGGAUGGCCUGAUGAAGCGGGAGGAGACAGCCACGACAAUGACAGAGCACUAUCAAGGACGCCCAGACUUCCUCUCCUACCGCCACAUCACCUUCGGGCCCCGAGUCAAGAAGCUUGCUCUGAAGAGCGCAGAGUCAAAUCCCCGGCCCAUCGUGAAAAUCACAGAGCGGUUUCUCCGCAACUCCGCGAAGCCCGCGGACGAGGAUGUAGCCGAGCGCGUGUUUCUGAUCGGGGAGGAGCGCAUCCAGCUGCGCUACCACUGCCGCGAUGACCACAUCACGGCCUCCAAGCGCGAGUACCUGCGGCGCACCGAGGUGGAUAGCAAAGGCAACAAGAUCAUCAUGACGCCGGACAUGUGCAUCAGCUUCGAGGUGGAGCCCAUGGAGCACACCAAGAAGCUGCUCUACCAGUACCAGGACAUGAUGCACCUGAAGAAUGAGGAGAAGGUGUCCAGACAUCUGGCCUGGGAGUCGGAGCUGGAGGUGCUGGAGAUCCUGAAGCUGCGAGAGGAAGAGGAGGAGGCGCACACGCUGACCGUCUCCAUCUACGACACCAGGCGCAACGAGAAGAGCAAGGAGUACCGGGAGACCAUGGAGCGCGUGAUGCACGAGGAGCAAUUGCAGCAGGUGGAGGCCCAGCUGGACUACCUGGCCCCAUUCCUGGCCCAGCUGCCGCCAGGAGAGAAGCUGACUCACUGGCAGGCGGUGUGCCUCAAGGACGAGUGCCUCAGUGACUUCAAGCAGCGGCUCAUCGACAAGGCCAACCUCAUCCAGGCCCGCUUCGAGAAGGAGACCCAGGAGCUGCAGAAGAAGCAGCAGUGGUACCAGGAGAACCAGGUGACCCUGACGCCCGAGGACGAAGACCUGUACCUGAGCUACUGCUCUCAGGCCGUGUUCCGCAUCCGCAUCCUGGAGCAGCGGCUCAAUCGACACAAGGAGCUGGCCCCGCUGAAGUACUUGGCCUUGGAGAAAAAGCUCUACAAGGACCCACGCCUGGUGGAGCUCCUGAAAGUCUUUGCUUGACACUCCUCCUGGGGCCUCGGCAGAGCCACCAGGGAAAGCAAAUCUCCCUCCCACAGUCGGGCCCCUGUGCUCCCCCCACCCAGCUAAUGCCAUCUACUCAGACGCCUGGCCUCACUGCCACCCACCUCCCCUGCAGCCCUCCCUGUUCCUGCUUCUCCUGACUUUCCUGUAAAUAAACACACUCAGAAUUUGCCA